UUGCUCUCAGUUGAACUUCACAGAUACAUGAACAAUGUCUCUGUCAGAUUCUGAGAAGGAAGCCGUUCUUGGCAUUUGGGGAAAAGUGUCUGGAAAUGUGCAGACUUUUGGUGCUGAAGCUUUGGAAAGACUUCUCAAGUCCUUUCCCCAAACUAAGAUUUAUUUCAGCCAUUUUGACUUGAGUGAGGGUUCUGCUGAUAUUAAAAAACAAGGGGCUAAUAUCCUGAAAGCUAUUGGAGAAGCUGUCAAGCAUCUGGAUAAUUUGGAAGGGACUUUGUCCAAGCUUAGUGACCUCCAUGCCUAUAAAUUGAGAGUGGACCCAGGAAACUUCAAGUUGCUGUCUAAUUGCAUCCUUGCAGUACUGGCUAUACACUUCCCAGAGCAAUUCACAAUAACUGCUCAUGCUGGAUGGGAUAAGUUCCUCUCUGCUAUUUCAACUGUCCUGACUUCAAAGUACAGAUAAAAUGUCUGGGGAAAAAGUAAAACCUCCCAUGAAACUUUUUUGAUGUUUAAAACUAUAACUUUUUAUAUAUGGGAGUUAUACUAAUAAAUGAUAUUUGACAAAAUAAAAA
This is a messenger RNA of Spea bombifrons (plains spadefoot toad), 572 nucleotides long. RefSeq names its product hemoglobin larval subunit alpha-like. The transcript is spliced from 3 exons. The record is from RefSeq and is a predicted model, not a curated record. Gene Ontology annotation, cellular component: hemoglobin complex; haptoglobin-hemoglobin complex; blood microparticle. Lineage: Eukaryota; Metazoa; Chordata; Amphibia; Anura; Pelobatidae. Bases 35 to 463 code for a protein of 142 amino acids. Gene Ontology annotation, molecular function: haptoglobin binding; heme binding; iron ion binding. Gene Ontology annotation, biological process: hydrogen peroxide catabolic process; oxygen transport.